Molecule: messenger RNA, 1155 nt
Organism: Helianthus annuus (common sunflower)
Lineage: Eukaryota; Viridiplantae; Streptophyta; Magnoliopsida; Asterales; Asteraceae
Product: (+)-neomenthol dehydrogenase
Exons: 5
Coding region: 79-996 (305 amino acids)
Cellular component (GO): membrane
Source: RefSeq, a predicted model, not a curated record
CUCUUACUAAAAACCAAAAUAUGUUAUGAUAGGCUAUAAAAGAGGUGGUUUCCAACUUUUCUUCUUUUGUAUGUGAUCAUGGAGGACAAAAGAUGUGCUCUUGUAACGGGAGGAAACCGUGGAAUCGGAGUUAAAAUAUGUCGUCAACUUGCAUCAAAUGGAGUCGAUGUCAUAUUAACAUCUAGAAACGAGAGUCGCGGGGUAGAAGCUACGGAGAAACUCAACAUUUCCGGCCUUCGCAAUGUGAUUUUUCAUCAACUAGAUAUCAAUGAUCCAUCGAGUAUUGCACUUUCGGUCAAAUUCGUUGAAACGCGCUUUGGGAAACUUGAUAUCUUGAUUAAUAAUGCAGGGGAACUUGGAGUUAUUUUUAUAGACGAUAAAGAAUUUAAAGCUAGAGGAGGAUUUGUACAACUGGUUGACGAGAAUGCACAUCUUCUUACCAACAUCGUCAAAGAGCCUUACCAACUGGGAGAAAAAUGUCUGAAAACAAAUUACUACGCGACUAAAACAGUUACGGAAUCAUUUAUUCCUCUUCUCCAACUCUCGAAAUCUGCUCGAAUCGUUAAUGUCACCUCUGUUUUCGGAGACCUAUACUGGUUUCACAAUGAAAAGCUUAAACAAGAGUUGCAUGAUAUCGACAACUUAACUGAAGGGCGGAUUGAUGAGAUUAUCCAAAUGUUCUUGAUGGAUUUCAAGGCUGCUAAUUUGCAAAAGAAUGGAUGGCCACUAACAACUUCUGCUUACAAAGUUUCAAAAGCUAUGCUUAAUGCUUACACAAGGCUAAUGGCAAGAAAGUACGAAAAUAUCAUGGUGAACUGUGUGCACCCUGGGUAUGUUAUAACCGAAAUGACAUCGCAAACCGGAUUUAUUACAGAGGAAGAGGGUGCUAAAGGCCCCGUAAUGGCUGCUUUGUUGCCGGAUAAUGGACCUUCUGGCGCAUACUUUGAUAGAACACAAAUGGCUCCGUUUUUAUCAACUGAUGCGCCGUUCAAAUAAAAACAUUCUGUUAUUAUGGUACCAAUAUGUAACAAAAUAGAAAUAAUGAAUCAUCCAUCCUAUGCCAGGUUUAAAAGGCUAACAUCAACUUAAGUAUUGUAAUAUAAGCUGAAGACGAAGGGCAUUUAUGUCAAUUCCAAUGCGAAACCUUUUUUUGAA